GCCUGUUGUCGGCCAUAAUGGUGUUCGACGCUUGCUGCCUGAGCCAGGAGGAGGCCGAACAAAGGGCCAAAUCUAGGAAAAUAGACAAACAGCUUGCCCAGGAGAAAGUGCAGUACCGUCGUCAAGUCAAAGUCUUGCUUUUAGGCGCUGGGGAGAGUGGGAAAAGCACGUUCCUAAAGCAAAUGCGCAUCAUUCAUGGCCAGGAUUUCGACAGUGAAGCAUUGAAUGAAUUUCGCCCAAUCAUUUAUGCUAACAUCCUCAAGGGGAUGAAAGUCCUAGCUGAUGCCCGAAGGAAAUUGAGGCUCGAAUGGACUGAUCAAUCGAACCAAAUGUACGCAGAAAGGAUCUUAGCUUUCACGGCACCACAACAAAUCGACACAGAGCUUUUCAUGAGUUACUUCGAUUGUGUGAGAAGGCUUUGGCGGGAUAAGGGAAUUCAAAAUGCUUACGAUAGAAGGAGAGAAUUUCAGCUGGGCGAUUCUUCCAAAUAUUUCCUCGACCAUUUGGAACGUAUUGGUCGGCAGGAUUACAUGCCCUCAAAACAAGAUGUCCUUCAUGCAAGAAAAGCAACAAAAGGUAUUGUAGAGCAUGAGUUUAUCAUCAAGGGGAUUCCUUUCAAAAUGGUUGAUGUAGGUGGCCAAAGAUCACAAAGAGCUAAGUGGUUCCAGUGCUUUGAUGAGGUUACAUCCAUCCUUUUCCUUGUUUCAUCAAGUGCUUUUGACCAGGUUCUAAUGGAAGACAGAACAACAAAUCGUCUGGUGGAGUCGUGCAACAUAUUUGAGACUAUAGUCAACAAUAAGUUCUUUGCCAAUGUGUCUAUCAUCCUUUUUCUCAACAAGACAGAUCUUUUAAUGGAAAAGAUCAAAUAUGCAAACAUUAAAGACUACUUCCCAGCUUUUAUAGGUGAUCAAAGGAAACUGGAAGAUGUUCAGAACUUUAUUUUACAAAUGUUUGAUAGCAAGCGACGAGAGAGGUCUAAAGCUCUCUUUCAUCACUUCACAACAGCCAUCGACACAGAAAAUAUCAAGUUUGUUUUCCAUGCAGUGAAAGACACCAUUUUACAGGAGAAUUUGAAGUCUUUGAUGCUGCAGUAACUCAGAAGUGCAAAGUAUGUUGCCACACAAUGUUUUUCAAGAUAUUUCAAUUUAAAAAGGGCUCUAUGAGACUCACUGAAGGUUAGCAAGGUACAGUACAAAGACAGGAGUGUGGCUACUCGUGUCUCAUUUUGCCACCUGGAGUGUCAAAACAAAGAUGGUCUGACUUCAGGUCAUGUCUUUGAGAAUGUUUAUUUACAUAAGAAAGCUAAAUUGCCAUAGCAUACAUAACAAUAAAAACCUCUUGUAAAAUCUUACAAAAGGUAGCUUUUUUUACUUUUUUCAUAGAGUAAUUUGAAAAUAUCCUGGUUGUUAUGAGCUGGUUAGUGUCAUCUAGAUUACGAAUUUUUCUAAUCUAUCGUGUAUUGUCUAUAUAUCAUAAACUGUGAUCAUUGAUUUUUGAGAAAGAAACAGUCAUAUACUUCAUUUAUGGUGGCUAUGACCAAUUGUUUUAUAAUGGUAAUGAUAAUGCAAUAUAUAAUGCUUUGAUUAAAAGUUUGAAUGUUGUGAUGUAUGGAAGUUCUGGCAGAGAACCGAGACUGGCAUAAAUGUCUCACUUCAUUAUGGUCACUUUUGAAACACUCUUGCAAAUAUUGUAAAAACCUGGAUGCAGCCAUGUAGGAGAAAACUAUUUUGUAACCAAGUCAGAAAAUUAUCUUUUUUAAUUAAUUAAACUAAGUUUGUUUAUUUGAUGUGAUGAGCAAGAAUGACUUGCCACUGCCAAGCUGUGGAAUAUUAACAAGGAAAUUGAUUAUUUUCAUCUCUUUCUGUGGAAGUGCCUUACUCGGCUACACUGUCAAAGGAUAGAAUAUGUAAAGCAUUUUCUGUUUUCUUGGAAAAUCUUGGGAUGAAGUUUUGUUUUUUUGUGUGUGUUCUUGUACUUUUUUUCCUUUUAUUUAUUUGGCUUUGGAUUUCUAAGUGUUUAAGUGGCUAUUUCAACUUUAAAUCAUUUAGGGAUAAACAUUUUUUUCAUUCACAGUGAGCCUAAAAGAUGCAAUGUUUUUGCUCAGUAUUUUUUCUGUUAUUUAUCUCCUUUUCCCAACUUUUCUUUUAUGCUCUAUCAUCGUUUACGUACAUAGAAUUUGAAGCAGGAAAAAUAUGAUAUGAAAAAUAGCAGUGAUGAAUCAUAUUCUUUAUGAAUGAUACAAAAUGGCUUGAAUCUAGAUUCACUUUAAUUGUCUAGGGAUUUUAAUGAAAGGUGGUUACCAGUGGUUUCCUGCCGCCUUAAAGACCUCUCACCGCUGUCUGUUUAUUCCGCGAGUAGGCUCAUGUUUGAGUUCAUAUAUUGGCACAGCUACUUCUUGCACCACUGGUAGCCACUCAUGAAAAAUGUUGAAACCCCUGUUUUUCUAAUGAUUAAGCAAAAAGAGAGCUUUCAUUUGCUAUGAAAAAUAAGUGAGAGCUUAUCAUGCACUGUGUGUCUUUAUGUAAACCUGAGUUGACAACAAUUUAUUAUUAUAGUUCAAAUAAAACUAUAGCAGUAAUUGGAAUAAGCUUGGAUUUUUUUUUAUAAAUAAAAAUGACAAACUUUAACUUCUUAUAUUUUAAGAUUGUGGAGUAUUAGUAGUAACAGGUCAUAGAUAGAAAGUACAAGAUUAUUAAAAAAAUUUGUCUUGUGUGGGAAGUGUACUUUAUUGUUUUGUGUUGGGAUGCAACUGUAGGUCAUAAGUUUCCUAUAUAGAAACUCAUUGUAUCAGGAACUGUUGAUAGUAUAAUGGAGGUCUUAUGGUAAAACUGACAUAGUAACAGUUCUUCAUAGGCAGCACAGGCAACAUCCCAACUGUGUACACCCUACCUUAUAUCAGAAUGCAUAUUCUCCAUACAAAUCUCUGUACAUUUCAUAUGGUACUGAAAAAGAGAAUAUGAUUAACAAUCAACAGCUGCUUUUGUUGGUUAUUAUUUCCUUUACUCUUGUGACCUUUGUGUUUGAUUUAGGGGUGAUAUUGUGAAGAAAUAUGAAAUAUUACAUGGUAGUCAAAGGGUUAAUGAUUUUCAUAGAUUUAAAGAAACAAGUUCUUGUAAAUUAGUAUGAAAAAAAAGUUUGAGAAGUCUCCUUCUGAGUAGGUUCACAGUCUUAACCUGUGCACAGAUACUCAACUCUGAAAUUGCUUUUUAACUGUAUAACCUAGCCUUUUCAAGAUAAAUUAUGUAUUGGAAUUCUGAGCCAACUGCUUUGAUGAUGGAUCCAAAAAUAUCAAAUACUAAGGGGGUGAUGUCUUUAUCAUGAUUUCAGCUUUUUUUACUCAAGAGAGAGACCAUAAUGUCCAAUAACAUUUUUUACAUUAUUGUUUUUGCAGACAUUUCUAGUAAAAAGAAAACACUCUUCUGUCAGAACCAAGAUUAGGUGUGUAGUAUGGCUCAACAUUUUGCCAUAAUUUGGCCUUUAGUGUGGUGACUUUACUUCAUUUUAAUACUCCUACCUUUACUCCCACACCAAGUCCUCUAUUAGAGCUUCAAGUUCCCUUUAAAACCUGUGUUCACUGGCAAUUCUGAAUAUAGGUGUAUCUGAAGGCCUGUGAUUUUUUUUGGUGUGCACAUUAAAGCUUUUUUGACAAAAGGAAUACAUGUUGUGUAAGGUAUUUGUGAUGCUAUGUAGGCUUUAAUUCUAAAGAAAGACAAUGAU
Pocillopora verrucosa is the source of this 3717-nucleotide messenger RNA. Its product is annotated as guanine nucleotide-binding protein subunit alpha-13-like. Gene Ontology annotation, cellular component: heterotrimeric G-protein complex. Lineage: Eukaryota; Metazoa; Cnidaria; Anthozoa; Scleractinia; Pocilloporidae. The record is from RefSeq and is a predicted model, not a curated record. Gene Ontology annotation, molecular function: GTPase activity; G protein-coupled receptor binding; guanyl nucleotide binding. Gene Ontology annotation, biological process: adenylate cyclase-modulating G protein-coupled receptor signaling pathway; Rho protein signal transduction.